Messenger RNA from Drosophila yakuba, 825 nucleotides. It is a transcript of the gene Ctr1B, whose product is annotated as high affinity copper uptake protein 1. The record is from RefSeq and is a predicted model, not a curated record. Gene Ontology annotation, cellular component: membrane. Bases 149 to 685 code for a protein of 178 amino acids. The transcript is spliced from 2 exons. NCBI's taxonomy places the organism in Eukaryota, Metazoa, Arthropoda, Insecta, Diptera, Drosophilidae. Gene Ontology annotation, molecular function: copper ion transmembrane transporter activity. Gene Ontology annotation, biological process: copper ion transmembrane transport.
ACCACUCGCGAGCAGCGGCUUUCAAGCAGUCAACGCUCUGCUCUCAGCACCUCAGCAGGUCUAGCUCUUAUCACUGUGCUUCCCCGAUCGCCAGUCGGAUUUUCCACGCCUUCUGUUUGACUAUAUCUGUGUCAAUAAGCAGCCCAAGAUGGAUCACGAUCAUGACCACGGUACGGAUGACAGCACCAGCACGGCCAAGUCCUGCCCCAUGAUCAUGGUGUUCCACGCCGGACACUGUGAGCGGAUAUUGUGGCGCGGAUGGGUGGCGUCCACAGUGACUGAGUUCGUUCUCUCCGCCCUGGCCAUCUUCCUGGUGUCCUUCCUGUACGAGGCCCUCAAGUUCCUGCGCCAGCAGCUGGCUCGCCGAGAAGCCCGCAAGGAGAGCGAGCGACUGGCGGCGGAGCAGCGCAGGAAGAACGAGGCGCCGGCGGCCGGAGGAUGUUGCUCGGAAACUCCGCUGGCGGAGCCGAGGGAGCAGACCUACUGGCAGCGCCUGUUUGCCUCGACGCAUAUUGUCCAGUCCCUGCUGAACCUGCUGCAGAUCGUCAUCUCCUACCUGCUGAUGCUGAUCUUCAUGACCUUCAACUACUGGCUGUGUCUGGCCGUGAUCCUGGGCUUGGGUCUGGGUUACUUCUUCUUCGGCUGGAACAAGAAGAAUCCCGACGAAAGCGAGUGCUGUCCUUAGAUCUAGGAUAACGCUCUUAUUGGUUUUUGUAUCUUGCAAUUGUUAUUAACUGAGCCCUUAUCAGUUCUUGGUUCACACAUCAAACACUCCCGUCCCCAAGUAAUUACGCAAAUUGUCUAAAAAUACAAUUUUAUUCGAUA